This is a messenger RNA of Lecanosticta acicola, 792 nucleotides long. Lineage: Eukaryota; Fungi; Ascomycota; Dothideomycetes; Mycosphaerellales; Mycosphaerellaceae. The record is from the annotation of a GenBank genome assembly.
AUGUUACGGGUGUUCAUGAACGACCAACAAAUCCAUACGCCCUUAGAUCCGGACUCGGUACGCCAUGUUGUGGACAUUGGGUGCGGAACCGGCGUCGUCACCGACCGGCUCGCUGCUAUGUUUCCAAAGGCCGAAGUACUCGGUCUUGAUAUGUCACCGGUUCCGAAAUUGAGAGAAUGCCCUGGCAAUGUCCGAUAUCUAUCCGGAAACAUUCUAUCUCAAGGACCGAGCGAGUGGGUCACUGAGGAAGGAAAUGCGGUGCUCCAGGAGAGUGCAGACAUAUUCGAUCUGACAUUCAGUCGAUUCCUGAUUCUGGGUAUGCGAGACUGGUCUGGAUAUAUCCAUAAGCUCUAUCAACUUCUGAAGCCCGGCGGCUGGGCCGAGGUGCAAGAAAUUGCACCUCGUUUGUAUGAUGCAAACGGCCAAGACCUCCGGGGCAAGUUGGAGUGGCACAAUUGGCAUCAACGGUAUUGGAAGUCCAAAGGCCUGGACUUGAUUCUUGUGGAACAGGUACCGGAGAUCAUGAAAGAGGCUGGCUUUGUGGAUGUACAAGUGAAGAAGUACCGACUUUCUGUUGGAGGCGAGGGCGAACAAGAUCCAAAGAGGAAGAAGGCAGGGGAUUUCUGGCGCCAAGAUCUCUUGGAGGUCUUCACAUUGGCUUUCUCGCGGGCAGCGAAAGACAGUGGGGAUGAGGCCGCGGGGCGAAUGCUAGACCAAUUCCGCCAGGAGACAACGACCGUGCAGGGAAGGUACCAUGAGGUGCUUGUAUUUUAUGGCAGAAAGCCAAAUUGA